GGGAAUCCCCUUUCGGUAUAGGUAUAAAAUUCUCGUCGACUGCCAAAUCAUCAAUAUUCAGGUUCGCCCAGCUAUCAUCGUAAAGAAAGGAAGGAUCAGCUGUUAAUUUUAAAACAACAAAAUCAGUAAGUUUGCUUCGAAACUUGUUUUCAAUAACCAUAUAUUUAAAGCGCGGGUUAGCCGACAAAUAUGUCUACCGUUAUGCCUGGGCUUAUCGUUAAUAAUAAACCUCAAACAACGACAACCCUACUGAACACUGCGGCCGGUGUUAAUGGCUUACAGGCAAACCCAGACCUAGGCCUAGCAGAAACCAGCCAAUUUCGUAAGGAAGUCAGUCAUUUAAAGUUACCAUUUGACGACAGAUAUGAUUCAGGAAUAGACUCAUUUAAAGAAUAUGACUUGCAAGUACUAAGAGAAGAAGAAGAAUGUGAGAAUAACGAACAAUGUGCAAGUUACAACAGCACAGUAACCGAAAGAUUGAGGAAUCUCAACAUAAACGAACAGUCAGAUAUUUCAGAGGAAAUCUGUGACGAUGCCCUGUCAAACGAAUGCAUUUGUGAUGAUGUCGAAUCUUGCCAGUGCCUCACUGAAGAUGCGUUUUAUCAAGACGAUGAAGGAGACACCCCGCUCCAUUCGAGCAUAAUUUACAACAGCCCAAAAUAUGCUGAGAGAUUCAUCUCUUGUUCACCGUGUUUGGAGUAUCUGAACAUCCAGAAUAAACUGCGACAGACACCAAUGCAUCUGUCAGUGAUAAUGAAACAACCAAGGUUGACAAGGCAGUUAGUGGUUGCAGGAGCAAAUCUGGAGAUGCAGGACCAUAACGGACAAACAUCCUUACACUUAGCGUGUAAAAGCCACGACUAUAUGGAGUGCGUCAGGGAACUGACCAGGCCAAUAACAGAUAAAGACAGGUAUAACUGGCCAGGACGCUUUUAUUGUCCAUCUAUUCCACAGAACCUGGAACUUCAAAAUUUUGAAG
Molecule: messenger RNA, 979 nt
Organism: Anneissia japonica
Lineage: Eukaryota; Metazoa; Echinodermata; Crinoidea; Comatulida; Comatulidae
Product: NF-kappa-B inhibitor epsilon-like
Molecular function (GO): protein binding
Source: RefSeq, a predicted model, not a curated record